Molecule: messenger RNA, 501 nt
Organism: Drosophila serrata
Lineage: Eukaryota; Metazoa; Arthropoda; Insecta; Diptera; Drosophilidae
Product: U6 snRNA-associated Sm-like protein LSm2
Biological process (GO): mRNA splicing, via spliceosome
Cellular component (GO): P-body; precatalytic spliceosome; U4/U6 x U5 tri-snRNP complex
Molecular function (GO): RNA binding
Source: RefSeq, a predicted model, not a curated record
CGAAAAGGUUGCGGGCACAUUGUUGAGUUUUGCAUUAAAACUAAAUAACAAUAACAAUGCUUUUCUACUCGUUUUUCAAGUCGCUGGUGGGGAAAGAAGUAGUCGUGGAACUCAAGAACGACCUGAGCAUAUGCGGCACCCUGCAUUCUGUGGACCAGUAUCUGAACAUCAAGUUGACGGACAUUAGUGUCACCGAUCCAGACAAAUACCCGCACAUGCUCAGCGUUAAGAACUGCUUCAUCCGCGGGUCCGUGGUGCGGUACGUGCAGCUGCCGGGCGACGAGGUGGACACGCAACUACUGCAGGACGCCGCGCGGAAGGAGGCAGUGGUCAGCACGAGAUAGAGAUUUUCAUCAGGAGCAAACGAUCGAAACUGCGCCCCAGGCAGUUUCAUAAUUAUGUUCUAGCAACACCUAAACGCCCUAAAAGUUAAGUGAAAAUUUGUUAAAAUGAAACAAUAAGAGAAAUCGUCUCAAGAAAUGCAUUUACAUUUUAUGAAUA